AUGGAUGACAACAAGGAAACAAUUAAGAAACGUCUCGAUACCUACAAAACUGCCACGACACCGGUUGUAGACUAUUACAAGAAGAAGAAAAAACUACAUAGGAUCGAAGCCAAAGGAACUGUUGAUGAGAUAUUUGGCGAAGUUUCAAAACACUUGGACGAGAUUAUGAAGAAGCCGAAAGCGCCAACGCCCACGAAGGCGCCGGGACUUGUGAAAAAAGAAAGGGUUGAUUUGACUCCUCUAAGAAAAGCAGGAGUUCCAAUCAUCUUCAUUGUUGGUGGUCCCGGUUCUGGAAAAGGUACACAGUGCGACAAGAUAGUUGAAAAAUAUGGACUCUCACAUCUUUCUUCGGGGGACCUUUUACGUGCAGAGGUAAGUCGUCCCAAACAUGUUGUGCCUCAACAAAUUCGUGCUUCUGCAGGUAAAAUCAGGCUCUCCAAGAGGCGCUAAAC
Cylicostephanus goldi is the source of this 452-nucleotide messenger RNA. The record is from the annotation of a GenBank genome assembly. Lineage: Eukaryota; Metazoa; Nematoda; Chromadorea; Rhabditida; Strongylidae.